AUGGCGGCCACACUAACUCCAAUUCAAAUCUUCAAAUUCUCCCAUUCUCCGUUCCCACUUCAACAAACUUCAACCACUCUCUCCUUCCCGCCUUCCAUUUCAUCAUCCACCUCCCGCCGCAACAAACUCGUCCUCUCCGCCGCCACUUCCGGUGACACAACCGUUUCCCCCAACGGUCUUCCCCCUCCCCCUCCCCCUCCCCGAUCAAAAGUUCGGCGACACACGAUUUCGGUGUUCGUAGGUGAUGAGAGUGGAAUGAUUAACCGAAUUGCUGGAGUCUUCGCGCGAAGAGGUUACAACAUUGAGUCACUUGCUGUUGGUCUUAAUCAAGAUAGGGCUCUUUUCUCCAUUGUUGUUUCUGGAACUGAUAACGUUCUUCGCCAAGUUGUUGAGCAGCUUCAGAAGCUUGUCAAUGUUUUGAAGGUAGAAGAUCUUUCCAAUGAACCUCAGGUGGAACGUGAAUUGAUGCUCUUAAAAGUGCAUGCUGAUCCCCAAAACCGUGCUGAGAUUAAGUGGUUAGUGGACACCUUCAGAGCUAAGAUUGUGGACAUCUCAGAAGAUUCUGUGACGACUGAGGUUACUGGAGACCCAGGGAAGAUGGUUGCAGUUCAAAGAAGUUUUAGCAAGUUUGGAAUUAAAGAAAUAGCUAGAACUGGAAAGAUUGCAUUAAGAAGAGAAAAAAUGGGUGCAUCUGCUCCAUUUUGGCGGUAUUCGGCUGCUUCGUAUCCAGAUCUUGAAGGAAAAACAGCUAUUAAUGCCCUUGUUGGAAAGAAAAGCGUGAAUCCUGUUGACAAAACUGAUACGCCUGUGGGGGGAGAUGUUUAUCCCAUAGAGCCUUCAGACAGUUUUACAGUCAAUCAAGUACUUGACGCUCAAUGGGGUUUUCUUCAUGAUGAAGAUACUAGCGGAAUACGAUCACACACUUUAUCCAUGCUUGUGAACGAUGCUCCCGGAGUUCUGAGCGUUGUUACAGGGGUCUUUGCUAGAAGGGGCUAUAACAUUCAGAGUUUAGCUGUUGGACACUCAGAAAUUGAAGGAAUUUCUCGGCUUACGACUGUGGUUCCUGGUACAGAUGAGUCAAUCAGCAAGUUGGUGCAGCAACUCUAUAAGUUAGUGGAACUGCAUAAGGUCCAAGAUAUAACCCACCUGCCUUUUGCUGAGAGAGAGUUGAUGCUAAUAAAGAUUGCUGUAAAUGCUGCCGCACGACGUGAUGUUCUUGAUAUUGCCAGCAUUUUCAGGGCUAGAGCUGUUGAUGUGUCUGAUCAUACUAUAACCCUCGAGCUUACUGGAGAUCUGGACAAGAUGGUUGCAUUGCAAAGAUUGUUAGAACCAUAUGGCAUUUGCGAGGUGGCGCGAACUGGGCGCAUAGCACUGGCCCGCGAUUCAGGUGUGGACUCCAGAUACCUGCGUGGAUAUGCUUUUCCUUUGUAA
Messenger RNA from Vicia faba (fava bean), 1431 nucleotides. The record is from the annotation of a GenBank genome assembly. Lineage: Eukaryota; Viridiplantae; Streptophyta; Magnoliopsida; Fabales; Fabaceae.